Molecule: messenger RNA, 1368 nt
Organism: Quercus robur (English oak)
Lineage: Eukaryota; Viridiplantae; Streptophyta; Magnoliopsida; Fagales; Fagaceae
Product: receptor-like protein 33
Exons: 1
Coding region: 242-1309 (355 amino acids)
Molecular function (GO): protein binding
Source: RefSeq, a predicted model, not a curated record
GGGGAGGGAUUCAUUAUAUUUUCUUGAUCUUCGAGCCAACUUGCUUCAAGGAUCAUUUCCCACUCUAAGUUUUCUUAAUCUGCGAUAUUUGUUUGUCUCAAAUAACAAAUUAAUUGGAGAAAUCCCUUCUUCAAUUUGCGAUGCAAACCUUGAUGUUCUAGACUUGUCUCAUAACAACUUAAGUGGCAUAAUUCCUAAGUGUUUGGUAGACUCUAAAUCCCUCACAGUGUUGGAUUUGCGAAUGAAUAGCCUUCAUAGUACCAUCCCUACAACAUUUUCCACAGGAAAUAGUUUUAGGAGUAUUAACCUUAAUGGCAAUCAAUUGGAAGGGCCAUUGCCACGAUCUUUGGAAAAUUGUAGGAACUUGGAAGUUCUAGAUCUUGGGAGUAAUAAGAUAAAUGGAACCUUCCCUUAUUGGUUGGAAGGUCUUUUAUAUUUGCAUGUUCUUGUCAUAAGAUCAAACAAAUUUCAAGGUUGUAUAGGCAAACCUAAGACCAAAUUUCCUUUCCCAAAUUUGCGAAUCCUAGACAUCUCUAACAAUGAGUUUAAUGGUCCUUUGCCGAUAAAAUAUUUCAAAUAUUUGAAAGCCAUGACAAAUGUGAAUGACGGAAAAGUUGCUUUGAAAUAUAUGGGAGACGAGUAUUAUCAGGAUUCUUUGGAUGUGGUGAUGAAAGGGUUGUAUACUAAGUUGGUGAAAAUCCAAACUAUCUUCACGACCAUUGAUUUUUCAAACAAUAGUUUCAAAGGAGAGAUGCCCAAGAUAAUUGGGAGGUUAAAAUCACUCAAGGGGCUUAACUUUUCUCACAAUAACCUUACAGGUUAUAUUCCAUCAUCAUUUGGAAAUUUGCACAAUCUUGAAUGGUUAGACCUCUCUUUCAACAAGCUUAGCGGGGAGAUUCCUAGGCAAUUGGUAGAUCUACCAUGGCUUGAAGUUUUAAAGCUAUCACAUAACCAACUCACAGGAUUCAUACCUUCAGGAAAGCAAUUCAAUACAUUUGAUAACGAUUCGUACACUGAAAACUUUGGAUUAUGUGGAUUUCCGUUGUCAAAAAUGUGCAACAACCAUGAGGCAAAAAAACCACCACCAUUGGUCUCACAACAAAAAGACAAUUUAGAGCCUGAAAAUGGGUUUGGUUGGCAAGCUGUAUCGAUGGGUUAUGGAUGUGGAGUGCUAUUUGGAAUGUUGGUGGGAUAUCUUAUGUUUAAAGUCGGAAAACCAAAGUGGAUUGUGAGGAUGGUCAAGUUAGAGGAACAUAUCAUGCUCAGAAGGCUGAAGAAGAAUGCCCAAAGACAUGGUGGAAAAAAAUAACUAGUCAAAACAAUUUGUGGGUGGUUUUGCUAGAGUUUUUCAAGAAGUUUUAUGGGGAC